Cucurbita maxima (winter squash) is the source of this 1672-nucleotide messenger RNA. Its product is annotated as peroxisome biogenesis protein 16. The transcript is spliced from 8 exons. NCBI's taxonomy places the organism in Eukaryota, Viridiplantae, Streptophyta, Magnoliopsida, Cucurbitales, Cucurbitaceae. Gene Ontology annotation, biological process: peroxisome organization. Gene Ontology annotation, cellular component: peroxisomal membrane. The coding region runs from base 374 to 1555 and encodes 393 amino acids. The record is from RefSeq and is a predicted model, not a curated record.
AAAUGUGUGCUUCUCUCUGCUAUAUGCAACCAAAUUAGUAGGGAGAGAUGGAGGUUUUUGAGAAUGGCGGCGGUAAUUGGGGCUGUGGGUCUGAUGAAAUUUACAGUUUCCGUUUCAUAAAAUCCCAGUUUGGUUGCUCCUUUUCUCUUCCAUUCUUCUCCUAGAAUUUCUCCCUUUGUCUGAACCUUUUGGUUUCAACUUUCCCCAAAAUUUCACGAACAAGAUUCAUCUAUUUGAAUGACCGUACAAUUUCCUUUUGGCUAUGUGGGAGUUUUUCCCAGUUGAAUCUUAGGGUUUUAGUUUGUAUCAGGUGCUUGGGCGAUUCAAGUGUUUGUUUCCUCUGUUGCUGCAGCGUUGGGAUUGUUUUGAAGUCAUGGAAGCUUAUAAGAAGUGGGUCAGGGAUAACAGGAACUAUCUUUACUCUUUUGAGUCUCUUGCAAAUGGCUUGACGUGGCUUCUUCCCGAACGAUUUUCUAAUUCAGAAAUUGGACCAGAAGCAGUUUCUGCUGCUGUUGGUGUUAUCACUGCAGUCAAUGAACACAUAAUUGAAACAGCUCCAACCCAGAUGCGUGUAAACGCGACCGUGCCACCUUCAUUUCCCUAUUCGUUGUGCAUAUCUGCUCUAAAAAACUUGGAGCCAUUGAUCGAAGUUGCUGCACAACAAUAUUAUGGCAACGAUAAACGCUGGAACUUCAUUGCCGUUACGGAGGCUAUGAAGGUACUAUUUAGAUUAGCUCUGUUCAAGAAUAGUGGAUACAAAAUGAUACUCGAAGGAGGCGAAACGACAAAUAACGAAACGCAUCUCGAAACUUCAACUUCUCAGCACAGAGCUAAUGAUGGGCAUCAUGCAUCUGGUUAUUUAGGAUAUGUUAAAGGACAUAACCAGUGGAGUCUAGAAGGGAGGGCAAUGUCUGCUUUAAGUAUGUUCGGGGAUAAUGCUCGGAUAAAUUCGACACCAGCAUGGUCAUACCGGGUUCAACACGAGCGUGCAACGUUCAAUCCUCCAGCUACAAUACCUGAGAGGCCAACUCUUUUGACUAUUUUGUCCGAGCAGGGUCGUCUCGGGGCUCUUUUCGUGAUAGGAGAAGUGCUUUUUAUAACAAGACCGCUAAUAUACGUUCUUCUAAUCCGAAAAUACGGGAUUCGGUCGUGGACUCCUUGGUUUCUUUCUCUGGCUGUGGACCUCAUUGGAACAAGCUUCUUAUCAUAUGCUACCUCAACCCCCAAGAGUAGAGAAGACCAAAGAUUUCACCUCUCUGAUUCUGAGAAGGACGAGGUCAGGGGUUCUCUCAUUCAUCAUUCAUCCCCCAUGAAUUUGAACUAUCAUUCUCGUAUUAACGUCAACGAGUUCGAUUUGGUUCAGCUGAGACGACGAAAGAUGCUAUGGGCAUUUUACAUCAUGAGAGACCCAUUCUUUGGGAGAUUCACAAGGCGGAAACUCGAAGGAGCCGAGAAAGUGUUGCAACCCGUACCGUUUGUUGGAUUCCUCACAGCAAAAAUUGUGGAGCUUAUGGUUGGAGCUCAGACAAGAUACACUUACAUGUCUGCUUCAUGAGCUUAUUGGUUUUUGAAGCUUCAAACUCUUCCUGCUUUCUUUUCUGCUGUUCAUUGAAAUAUUUAGUGAUGUUUUUUUUUUUUUUUUUUUUAAUCAAACUGCUUUGAAUAAUAAUUA